AUGAGCUCGAGAUUCAAUUCAGAUUCCCAUUUACGUGAUAGAGCUACCCUGUUCAGCACUCAAAACCGCUCAGAUUCCCCUUUCUAUAGCCAUACUAGGCCUACGCAGGAAAUGGAAAACCAAAAUGAUCAGCAUAUUGAAGGCCUAUCCAGUAAGGUUAGGUUGCUAAAGGAUAUUACUCUAAAUAUCGGUCAAGAAGCGAGAGAUAGCGCUAUCGAAUUGGGCAGUAUGAACGACAGCUUCGACUCCACAGGUAACCUCUUAUCAACCACAAUGACUAGACUCAAGCACAUGUCAACAAAGCAGAGUGGCAGAUGUUGGAUUUACACCGUCUUCUUCUUUCUAAUUUUUUGGAUUUUCAUUAUAACGUGGUUCUUAAGGCGGUAA
This is a messenger RNA of Wallemia ichthyophaga EXF-994, 387 nucleotides long. RefSeq names its product Protein transport protein bet1. NCBI's taxonomy places the organism in Eukaryota, Fungi, Basidiomycota, Wallemiomycetes, Wallemiales, Wallemiaceae. Bases 1 to 387 code for a protein of 128 amino acids. The transcript has 2 exons. Gene Ontology annotation, biological process: endoplasmic reticulum to Golgi vesicle-mediated transport. The record is from RefSeq and is a predicted model, not a curated record.